ACUCGUACACUACUAGUCAAAGGGCUUCGAGCUUUUGUAACCUCCCUCCGACUGUUAUACCUAACAAAAGUCACUAGUGAUAACUGACAGUGCCUCUCAGUUUCAAACGUUCGUCUCCUGGUAGGCUUCUUUGCUUUGGAUGUGCGAAAGACGUUGGCGGAAUCUUUCGAGAUGGACGAAGCGAAACCAACCGCACCGUUGGCGGACGCUUCCAGGGAAAAGCACUUAAAGUUCAAGAUUGACGUUUCUGCCAUAGAAUCCGUCCAUGAGAACCAACUGGCUUCAGAGCUUCAGGCAUUAGAUUUAGAUGUGUAUGAUUCGAAUACCCUCGAAAAAGGAAUAAUUGCACAAGUCGAAAAGGCUAUUCAAGAAAAUGAUAUCGAAGAGGGUGAGUGUUUCGAUGAUGAUGAUGAUGGUGAGCCUCCCUCAAAACUCAGAAAACUACUGACCACCAAUAAAAUCACGACUAAAAAUAUCAAAAGCAGAAAUGGAGAGCUGGACAGUUUUAAUAAAUACCUACAAGAUCAGGCAAGAAUGCAAAAAGACCAGAUAAAAAUGAUUAAAAAUUUUCCAAAAAAGAACUUCAGCUCAGCAAUAGUGAAAGUCGCAAAACCUACAAAAGGGGAACAAGCAAAGGAUAAAAUUUUAAAUAGUAAAUUUCCAGUCAAAAUUAAGAAAAAGAAGAAAGCAAAAUCGCCUACACUGGUUAUCGAACCAGAUCAUUCUGUUCAGCCUUGUGAGAUUGACCGUAAAUAUAGAAAUAGUUCCGGUUCUGAAUAUUUUCCAUCAUCCAGUGAAGACUCUGAAGAUGAUUACAUUACAACCAGAGCCAAGCCUGCGAAAUGCAAAGUCAAUUCAUCAGAGAUGGAUUUAAGCAGUGAUGAUUCCGAAUGGGCAUCUGAUAAUGAAUCGAAAAAUAGAAAAAAGACACGAGAACAAGAUGACGGAAAUUUGGAGAUUUUUGAGAAAAGGGUUAGUAAAUUCAACAAAGAUAUAUUCAAGAAAUUCCACAUUGUCAAUGAAGGAGAGCAAUACAGGUGUCCAUCGGUUGUUUGGGACAAAUUAUACAAAUAUCAGCAAGACGCAGUUGCCUGGUUUUGGGGUCUGAAUAAAGAACGUUGUGGUGGUAUUCUCGGAGACGAGAUGGGCCUUGGAAAGACGAUUCAGCUCAUCGCCUUCUUUUCAGGCCUAUACAUUUCUAACAUAGUUGAUUUUGAUACUGACUAUAAGGGUUUAGGCCCGAUUCUCAUAGUCUGUCCAACCACUUUGAUGCACCAUUGGGUUAGAGAACUCCACAAAUGGCUUCCUCCAGUCCGCGUAGCUAUACUACACGAAACGGGUACUUACUUGGGAAAGAAUAAGAAUAAACUGAUAGAUUCUAUCCACAACAUUUGCUGUGGAAUUUUAAUAACUAGUUACAAUGGGCUAGUCCUUUAUAAAGAAAAAAUAUUAUCUAAAAAUUGGCACUACAUUGUACUUGAUGAAGGGCACAAAAUCAGGAAUCAUAACGCACAAGCGACACUUGUAGCCAAGCAGGUUUUGACGCCGCAUAGAAUAAUCCUUUCAGGAUCACCACUUCAGAACAACCUCAGGGAAUUGUGGUCUUUAUUUGAUUUUGUCUACCCUGGAAAGCUUGGAACGCUCAACGUGUUUAUUGCCUCGUUUCAAGUCCCGAUAGUACAAGGAGGCUACAUGAAUGCCACUCAGGUCCAGAUCAAGACAGCGUACAAGUGUGCGUCUAUAUUGAAGGAGACGAUAUCGCCUUACCUUCUAAGAAGGAUGAAAGCAGAGGUAGAUCAACACGUCCACCUGCCUCCGAAAACAGAGCAAGUCCUCUUCUGUAAACUCACAGAUGAACAAAGGGCGUAUUAUAAGCACUAUCUAAGCACCUUAGAUAUCGAGGGAAUAGUCAGAGGCAGGGUCAAAAUAUUUGUCGGCCUUAUAAACUUGAGAAAGAUCUGUAACCAUCCCGAUCUGUAUUCUGGCGGGCCAAAUAAAGACUUUAGACUGGACGAGGAUGCUAACAACCAGAAACCAGAAAAUUGCUUCGGCUAUUAUAAAAGGGCUGGAAAAAUGAUAGUAAUUCAUAAAUUAUUGAAAAUAUGGUUUCAGCAAAACCAUAGGGUUUUAAUUUUCACCCAAAGUAAAAAGAUGCUACGUAUUUUAGAGGAUUACAUUAAAACACAAAAAUACCAGUACUUAAAACUUGACGGUGGGACGAGCAUUGCUUCAAGGCAGCCGCUGAUUGAUAAAUUCAACCAGGACACCAGUUAUUUUGUUAUGCUCUUGACCACUAAAGUCGGGGGGCUUGGAGUGAACCUUACUGGAGCCAAUAGAGUGAUAAUUUACGAUCCAGACUGGAAUCCUGCUACUGAUACUCAAGCGAGGGAACGCGCAUGGAGGAUAGGACAACAAAGAGACGUCACCAUUUAUAGAUUCAUCACUACUGGAACAAUAGAAGAAAAAAUAUACCAUAGACAAAUAUUCAAGCAGUUUUUAAGCAAUAAAGUUUUGAAAGAUCCAAGACAGAGGAGAUUUUUCAAGUCUAAUGAUCUUUUAGAGCUGUUUACGCUUGCUGAAACCGUCAGUGGUGGGACGAGUGAAACAGCGGCAAUUUUUGCCGGGAUUGGCUCUGAGGUGGAGUUACCAAAAAAACCUCCAGGUAAACUGAAAGAUGCUGUUGUUAUUCCUCAACCAUCAUUUUCUGCCUCAAAAAUUGAGGAGAUGAAAAAGCUGGCUCAAGAACUGAGCAAGAAAAUAACUAUUAGCCAAAAUCAGGCCGAGAAUAAACUUGAUGAAAGUAACAAGGAAGAUGAAAAUUUGAAUAAACAGCUAUCUUCGAGUUGCGAUGCACAAGCGAUUCCAUCAACAAGUAAACAGAUGCUUAUAUACGGACCAGAUGGAAAUCUAGUCUUAACAGAUAUAAACACAAGCCAAGAAGACAAGAAGAAAAAUGACACCGACGAUGUUAAACCGGCUUUGGAGACUGAAAGCAGAAAGAAAAAGAAGAAGAAAUAUAAAAAUGGCGGCUCUUUUGAAGGUCAUGUUGUACCGCAUCUGGUAAAAUGUAAAUCCGUUAAAAAACAAAAAAUCGCAAGAACUCUAACACAAGAUGAAUACGUUCUUCACAAACUGUUUUCAAAAUCGGGAGUUGAAAGCGCCAUGAGGCAUGAUGCUAUAAUGGAAGGAGGACCGAGUGAUUAUGCCCUUGUAGAAGCGGAAGCAGACAAAGUGGCCCAAGAAGCUUUGAAGAAACUUAGAGAAUCUAGUGUGAGAGUAAUUCAGCCAAGGAAAUUGACUUUUCUAACACCUCUGCCAAUGAAUGGAAUCGACAGUAAGAAUCCAAUAUAUUCUUCAAUAAAUAAAAGAAAUUUGGAAGUUGAAAAUCGCACCCCAGAGACGGUUCUGGUAAAAAAUAUCAUCGAGUGGAUGUGUACUCAGGGUGGAACUGUCUCAACAGAUUCGAUAGUUAAUGAGUUUGCGUCCAAAGUGGGUUAUGAAAAAAAUGCCAUUUUCAAGUCGAUUCUUUCUAAAAUAGCGGUAUUUUUCCGAGCUCCUGAUAAAAAGGGCUACUGGACGAUUAAGGAGGAUUUCAGACGAUAUCCACGAUGAUGUUUUUUUUAUUGUUCAUUAUUCACUUUAUGUGAAAACAAAUUAAAGAAAUGGCUGUGCAAUUUUAAAGAACUGCAUUCUUUAACUUAGGUUGUCCUUCUAUAAGACUGAUUAGAUUUCUAAUUGUGCAAUUUUUUAUUAUUAGUGUGAUUCUUUCUAAGAUCACUUAAAAGAAAACAAAAAAGGUUCGGAGUUAUGUAAAACGGUUAAUUUUAGGUUGUGAUUAUUUGUGUGCAUAUUUGAUGUAUUUUAUUCAUUCAAUUUUCAUUUCCUCUACUUUGAUUGAUUUUUGUUUAAUUAAUUAAUUUAUUUUUUGUUCAAUAACAUUGUGUUCAUAAAUGAGUUUUUCCCUGUUUAAAUCCUAAGGCAAAAUUCUUAAAUAUUCAUAUUUUUUAUUGUUGUUGUUUUAUACAAUUAUUUUUAUAAACAGUGUAGUAACUCACAAAUUUUAUGAAAGCAAAUCAUGUAAGAAAAUGUUUACAUAUUCAAUUUAUUUAUUGUUUAUUUCUUUCAGUUUUCUGUUCAGAAUGUUUCUAAAAAAAUCAAAGAAAAACCUUUCGACAAUUCUCCUUGCAUCCCCUUCCCCUUCAUUUUUGAAUUUGUGAUGUAAUAUAUUAUAUAAAUAUAUAUUUUUGU
Molecule: messenger RNA, 4248 nt
Organism: Cimex lectularius (bed bug)
Lineage: Eukaryota; Metazoa; Arthropoda; Insecta; Hemiptera; Cimicidae
Product: DNA excision repair protein ERCC-6-like
Exons: 16
Coding region: 172-3612 (1146 amino acids)
Biological process (GO): transcription-coupled nucleotide-excision repair
Cellular component (GO): nucleus
Molecular function (GO): ATP-dependent chromatin remodeler activity; ATP binding
Source: RefSeq, a predicted model, not a curated record